UCCCGGGAGCGUAGAGCGAACGGGAGAAAAGGUGGUGUUUUUCGUUUAGCGAGCCCGUGAACUGUGUUGGAUGGUGUUGUAUACGUAGAGAAAAUACAUAGACGAUCCAGGUAAGAUUAACUUAGGAUUAGGAUUGGUAUGGCAAGGAUCGAAUGCCCACCCGUGCUUCGGCCGAAUUGGUGUGUGAUCUGGUAUUUGCGAUACUUGAUUGCUUCUUGAUUUUUUUUUGUUUUGUUUUGGUUGAUGUUUUAUGAGUUAGUUUGCGAGAUUGAUCGCUAAACGAGUUGAUUCGUGUGGUGUGCAGGUUUAGUGAUCGGUAUGGAGUUCGGCAACGACGUCCAGAUCAGAAUGGAUGCUGGUGUGCACAGCGAGCAAUCGUUCGGCGAACCUGCUCUCCCGCGGCUGCUGAUCGAGGUGCCCCCGCAGGUCAUCGACGGCUUCGACUGCGUCGGCGGCGUCGGCGGCGCCACCGCCACGCUGAGCGAGCAGAGCAAGGAACUCGAACUGGUGGGUGAGGAGAAGGACAUUGUGAUUAGUAUCCCGGAGCCGGUGAACUCUCCACGGUGUGCCUCUGUGUCGGCGGCGUACGAAGACGACGGCGGGCAGAUGCCGUACUCCGUGUCGCUGAGCAUGCCGGCGUCGCCGUCGGGGUUCCACUUGUCGCAGUUCGGGAUGGCGGCGGCGACGAAGGUGCCCGCGGAGACGACGAGGUUCGACGCCGCCCACCCGGCGGCGGUGGGGCGAGUGGAGGCGCACUCCCCGCGGCUGCUGAUGAAGCAGACGCGGUUCCACUCGCAGCCCAUCCUGCACCUGUCCAAGAACGGCGAGACUCGGCGGUGCGACAGCGGCGCGCGCGACAAGCGGUUCGACCAGUUCAAGACCUUCUCCGGCCGCCUCGAGCGGCAGCUCUCCAACCUGCGCGGCCGGCCGCCGCAGGAGCAUAUGAUCGGCGGCCAGGCCCCCGAGCCGAACAUCGCCGAGGAGGAGACGGAGCAGGUCCCCGCCGCCGACCGCUACUUCGACGCCCUCGAAGGCCCCGAGCUCGAGACGCUCCGGGCGACGGAGACGACGGUGCUGCCCAAGGAUGAGAAAUGGCCGUUCCUGCUGCGGUUUCCGAUCAGCGCGUUCGGGAUGUGCCUCGGGGUGAGCAGCCAGGCGAUCCUGUGGAAGACGCUGGCGUCGGCGCCGCCGACGGCGUUCCUGCACGUCAGCCCGGUGGUGAACCACGUGCUGUGGUACGUCGCGCUGGCGCUGAUGGCGCUCGUCACCUCCAUCUACCUGCUCAAGAUCGUCUUCUACUUCGAGGCGGUGCGGCGGGAGUUCUACCACCCGAUCCGCGCCAACUUCUUCUUCGCGCCGUGGAUCGCCUGCCUCUUCCUCGUGCAGGGCGUGCCGCGGCCGGUGACGGAGGUGCACCACGGCGUCUGGUACGCGCUCAUGGCGCCCAUCUUCUGCCUGGAGCUCAAGAUCUACGGCCAGUGGAUGUCCGGCGGCCAGCGCCGGCUGUCCAAGGUGGCCAACCCGUCCAACCACCUCUCCAUCGUCGGGAACUUCGUCGGCGCGCUGCUCGGCGCCCGGAUGGGGCUCCGCGAGGGCCCCAUCUUCUUCUUCGCCGUCGGCCUCGCCCACUACAUGGUCCUCUUCGUCACGCUCUACCAGCGCCUCCCCACCAAUAUCACCCUCCCCAAGGAGCUCCACCCCGUCUUCUUCCUCUUCGUCGCCGCCCCCAGCGUCGCCUCCAUGGCCUGGGCCAAGAUCCACGGCGAGUUCGACUACGGCGCCCGCAUCGCCUACUUCAUCGCCCUCUUCUUGUACAUGUCACUGGCUGUGAGGAUCAACUUUUUCAGGGGAUUCAAGUUCUCGCUGGCGUGGUGGGCGUACACGUUCCCGAUGACCGGCGCGUCGAUCGCGACGAUCACCUACGCGACGGAGGUGACCAACGUGCUCACGCGGGCGCUCUCCAUCGGCCUCUCCGGCAUCGCCACCGUCACCGUCGCCGGCCUGCUGGUCACCACCAUGUUCCACGCCUUCGUGCUCAGGGACCUCUUCCCCAACGACGUCUCCAUCGCCAUCACCCGCAAGAAGCCCAAGUUCAGCAAGAUCCUCGCGCACUUCCGCUCGUCCAGCUCCGACAUGAAGGAGCUCGUGCUCUCCAUCUCCAAGCCGCAGAAUAACUCCGACUCCGACUCGUCGGUGUCGUCGAAGGCCACCGCGACCGAUCCGUCGGUGACCAGAGUCAAAGCGGACAUCUGAAUCGCCCUAAAAGUAUAGCUAUCUCGUCAUUAGCUGUACAUAAAUUCUUUAAGUAUAUAAGACGGCAUGGAUAUCCUUGGAGCAGAGCAAUUCUGUGAUGAUGAGGAUAUAAUGUGAGGCAAGUAGGUCGACAGGCAGUUUGUAAAAUUACGGAUGUGUAAGCUUUGUAAAAUAAACUUUGAACAUUUUUUUUCUAUGGCACUGCAAACUUGGACCUGAAUUGCGUAACCAUAUGGUUUUUGAAUCGAUUC
Molecule: messenger RNA, 2504 nt
Organism: Oryza brachyantha (malo sina)
Lineage: Eukaryota; Viridiplantae; Streptophyta; Magnoliopsida; Poales; Poaceae
Product: S-type anion channel SLAH2-like
Exons: 2
Coding region: 319-2253 (644 amino acids)
Biological process (GO): transmembrane transport; intracellular monoatomic ion homeostasis
Cellular component (GO): membrane
Molecular function (GO): voltage-gated monoatomic anion channel activity
Source: RefSeq, a predicted model, not a curated record